AUGGCGUCUUAUAACAUUGCCAUGGUCACGGACUUCUUCUAUCCGCAGCCCGGAGGAGUCGAAUUCCACGUUUACCAUCUUUCCCAGAAACUUAUUGACUUGGGUCAUUCUGUAGUAAUAAUCACCCAUAGUUACGGGAAUAGAAAUGGAGUUAGGACGUUGGCUAAUGGCUUGAAGGUGUACUAUGUUCCCUUUUUUGUUCUCUACAGACUGUCUGCAUCACCUACAGUGUUCCUGGCUCUUCCUAUAUUGAGAAAUAUCUUUAUCAGAGAACUGAUUGAUAUUGUCCACGGCCAUGGUUCUCUAUCUAGUUUGUGUCACGAGGCCAUUCUUCACGGCAGAACCAUGGGUUUGAAAACAGUGUUUACAGACCAUUCGUUGUUUGGUUUUGCCAGUGUAUCAAGUAUCAUGGGUAACAAGAUUCUAAAGUUCACUUUAAGUGACAUUGGUCAUGUAAUAUGUGUUUCCCACACCUGUAAAGAGAACACAGUCUUAAGAGCCAGCUUGGACCCGCUUCACGUUUCAGUAAUCCCAAAUGCUGUUAUUCUGAAUGACUUCAAUCCUAAGAAAAGAAGCGGUAAGUCAACAUCACUUAUACUGUCAGAUCAGAAGAUUACCGUAGUUGCAAUUAGUAGACUUUUCCCCAACAAGGGUGCAGACUUACUCACGGCCAUAGUGCCUCGAGUAUGCCUUGCCAAACCCAAUGUCAACUUCAUUAUUGCUGGAGAUGGCCCGAAAUUUUUGGACCUUGAGCAAAUGAGAGAGAAAUACUUUCUUCAGGAGAGAGUGACAUUGCUCGGUUCUGUCCAACACGAAGAAGUGCCCGAGGUGAUGACCCAGGGUGAUAUUUUCUUACAUCCAUCCUUGACUGAAGCGUUCGGUACUGUUAUAGUUGAGGCUGCUUCCUGCGGUCUUUACGUUGUGACUACAAAUGUUGGUGGUAUUCCAGAAGUGUUGCCCAAUCAUAUGAUCAGCUUUUCAGAACCUGAAGAAGAGAGUUUAGUCCAAGCGACUAUCAAAGCCGUAGACCACUUACAGUCUGGGAAAAUUGAUACGACGAAGUUCCACGACGAAGUGGCCAAAAUGUACAGUUGGGCCAACAUAGCGAAGAGGACAGAAAAUGUGUAUGCAUCUUUAGAUCUGAGAAAGUUAAACCAACCUUUAUUGAUUAGACUUCAAAAAUAUUACUGUUGUGGGCCGGUCGCUGGGAAACUCUUUAUACUCUGUGUUGUGGUUGAUAUUUUAAUAUUCAUGAUACUAGAAUGGUGGUACCCUGCGGAACAUAUUGAUAGAGCCACUAAAUGGCCAAAAAAAGGACAAAAGUCACAACUAGUGAUGGUUACACAAGCUCAUGAAAGUGAUGAAGCGUUGUCAUAG
This is a messenger RNA of Dujonia railenensis, 1377 nucleotides long. The record is from the annotation of a GenBank genome assembly. NCBI's taxonomy places the organism in Eukaryota, Fungi, Ascomycota, Pichiomycetes, Serinales, Debaryomycetaceae.